CAACAGGUAAUAGUUUUGUAUAAUUCUGUAUACUAUAUGCUUUUACUUAUUCGGAGAGAUCUUUGAUUUUGGAACAAGAUCUGAUCCUAUGAUCUAGCUUUAACAUUGCAUACAUUUAAAUAGUUUAGAAUAAUAAGCUGAUCAGAAACAUCUGAUAUGGUGAAAUCUCUCUUAUGACAUUACUCAUUCUUCCCCUUCCUCAACAGGUCCUAGAUAAGGAGUACUGGAAAUACAACAAAAGGAUGGAUUUUUGAUAUUUCUGUUUAUUUGUUUAUGUUUUUACUAAGUUAGGAAGGUUUCAGUUGAAUCAAUUUUUGUGUUUCUCAAGUAAACAUUACCUGAGAAAAAAUUAUCCUUCACACAAAAAGAAUGAGGCUUCCUCAACCAUUGACCUAAUACGCUCUACUGCAGGUACGUACCUAUUCACUCCUAUCUGUUUUUCAAUUUCUUUUGGCUGAUGAAACCUGAAAAUCAAUACCUAACUUGAUGACAUGAAAAACUUGUGAAUGCUGGUUUAGUCUAUAUAAGUGAAACUGAAAGAUAGAUUGUUGGCAGGAGUAAGUACUUCACUUUCUAACUGUUAGUAAGUAACAUAGCAAAGACCUUGAAAGCUGUUUUUUUCUUGUGUCAGUAGAAGAACGUUCUGUCAAUCACGGAGAUGGACAUGCAUAACAUUUUGAAGAUAGUAUUGAUUGUGGCAUUAUUCCUAGUGGUGCACCCAAGUGGAUCAAGAAGCCAAUGGGUGACUAACCAACCUAGUCCUCUCUGUCCUUCUCAAUUUGCACUUGUGAAUCAUGCAUGUUCGUUGCUUCCAUUUAAUCCGGUGUCUCCACCAUCCCCUUUUCUGCUAGUUUCCCCACCACCUCCUCCCGGCUCUUCAGAAAGAAGACACAGACGCAGGCAUGAUCAUCACCACGAGUACAAGGAAAGUUCUGCAGAAGAGAACUGCUGCAGGUGGAUGAAACAAGUCGACAACGAAUGUGUCUGUGAUCUCCUGGUUCGUUUGCCUCUGUUCCUGUCUAGGCCUGUCCACCAGUACACAAUCUUGGUUGAUCCAGGUUGCAAUAUUACGUUCGAGUGCGGUUCAAGGGGGGCGGAUAGUCAUAUGCUACCCCCUCACCCAUGA
This is a messenger RNA of Solanum lycopersicum (tomato), 1126 nucleotides long. RefSeq lists its product as uncharacterized. The record is from RefSeq and is a predicted model, not a curated record. NCBI's taxonomy places the organism in Eukaryota, Viridiplantae, Streptophyta, Magnoliopsida, Solanales, Solanaceae.